AUGGUGCUGCGCCUCCUGGCUCUCCUCCUCCCAGGGGUUUUGGUGCCAGCUUCCAGGGCGCAGCCGGUGCUGACUCAGCCGGCCUCCAUUUUAGUGUUGCCGGGACAAACGGUGAAACUCUCGUGUGCCCUGAAUCCUGGGUACAACAUCCGGGAGUUCGGGGUCGCCUGGUACCAGCAGAGACCUGGCAGCCCUCCGAGGUACCUGCUCUAUUACAACUCGGAGGUGGACAAGGACAAGCCCUCUGGAAUUCCGGACCGCUUCUCCGCGUCCAAAGACCCCGCCAGCAACGCCUGCGUUCUGACCAUCGCCGCGGUCCAGGCUGAGGACCACGCUGACUAUUACUGCUCCAUCACAUAUCCCAUCUACUAUCUCUAG
Molecule: messenger RNA, 378 nt
Organism: Terrapene triunguis (Three-toed box turtle)
Lineage: Eukaryota; Metazoa; Chordata; Testudines; Emydidae
Product: pre-B lymphocyte protein 3-like
Exons: 2
Coding region: 1-378 (125 amino acids)
Biological process (GO): immune response; immunoglobulin production
Source: RefSeq, a predicted model, not a curated record